AUGUUGGACACAAACUUCUCCAUAAUAGACUAUUUGGUGUUUAGUUCACUAUUGAUCGCCUCAUCGCUAAUCGGUGUCUACUUUUGGUUCAAAUCCCGCAAAAAUGGCACAAAUGAUGAGUUUUUGACGGGAAAUAGACGGCUCAGUCUAUUCCCGACCACCCUUUCCCUGAUCGCCAGUUUUAUGUCCACAAACACACUGCUGGGCCUCCCGGCGGAGGUGUAUCAGGUGGGCACACAGAUCUCCAUGCAAAUCAUCUCGAUGGUCAUCACCAUUGUGUUGACUGCCGAGGUUUUUAUGCCCGUCUACUAUGACUUGGGUUUUGUCAGCGUAAAUGAGGGCUUGGUCGAACUGGGUGGUUUUGGCCGCAUAUGGGAAAUCAACGAGAUGGGAGGCCGGCUUAAAUUUUUCAACAUGCAGUUUGAUAUAUACAACCACAACAACCUAUUCAAUGUAGUAUUGGGCACAACCCUAAUCUGGUGCAGCUCUUACUGUGUGUCCCAAACUCAGGUCCAGCGGUACUGUAAUAUGGGUUCAAAAAGAAACGCCAAAUUGUCGCUUUACACAAAUCUACCAGGACUGAUAAUAUUGUGUUUGAUGGCCACAUUUUCGGGCAUGAUCAUAUACGCCAAAUAUCAUGCGUGCGAUCCGGUCACUUUGGGCCUGAUAAAUCGCCAUGAUCAAUUGAUGCCGUACUACGUAAUGGAUACGCUAUCGAAAUAUCCGGGUGUACCAGGGUUAUUUGUCGCCUGUGUGUUUAGUGGUUCACUCAGUACCCUUUCAUCGGGGUUUAAUUCACUGGCGGCCAUAACGUGGGAAGAUUUGUUAAAAGAUAGAAUCAAGGUGAAAUCCGAAGCCCAAGCGCUUAACAUUACAAAGUUUAUUGCCAUGUCAUAUGGACUGUUGUCUAUAGGCUUUUCAUUUGUUGUGGGCAAUGCGGGCACUGUUAUGCAGGCCUCUAUGGCGCUCACCGGUGCUAUGAGGAUCAUUACUUGGAUUUAUAUGCGGUUUCGGUGUGUCGGCAAUACUAGCGAUCGGAUCGCUGGUAAUCCCGCGGCCAAAGGUCUCAUUGACCACAACUAUCGACAGCUGUCCUCAAGUGGUAUUAAUGGAUGUAUUGAACCGAUUCUCAGCCCUUCCCACCUCUUCAUACUUACCCUCAUAUGAUAACGUUGAAGGUUACGCCCGAUUCUUUCACAUAUCAUACCUAUUGGUAUCGCCCAUUGGUUUUACCAUUUGUGUAGUGGUCGGAGUGGUCGCCAGUUUAUGUAUUGGUUUGACUAAACAAACUGAU
Molecule: messenger RNA, 1294 nt
Organism: Medioppia subpectinata
Lineage: Eukaryota; Metazoa; Arthropoda; Arachnida; Sarcoptiformes; Oppiidae
Source: the annotation of a GenBank genome assembly